Messenger RNA from Arxiozyma heterogenica, 2304 nucleotides. RefSeq names its product 3-isopropylmalate dehydratase LEU1 (gene LEU1). The record is from RefSeq and is a predicted model, not a curated record. The coding region runs from base 1 to 2304 and encodes 767 amino acids. NCBI's taxonomy places the organism in Eukaryota, Fungi, Ascomycota, Saccharomycetes, Saccharomycetales, Saccharomycetaceae. The transcript has a single exon. Gene Ontology annotation, biological process: L-leucine biosynthetic process. Gene Ontology annotation, cellular component: 3-isopropylmalate dehydratase complex. Gene Ontology annotation, molecular function: 4 iron, 4 sulfur cluster binding; 3-isopropylmalate dehydratase activity.
AUGACCGCUGGUCCUAAGACUCUCUAUGAUAAGGUUUUUGAAAAUCACGUUGUCCAUAAGGAUGAGAGUGGUUCAUAUUUGUUAUAUAUAGAUAGACAUUUGUUACAUGAAGUCACUUCUCCGCAAGCAUUCGAAGGCCUAGAAAAUGCUAACAGACAAGUAAGGAGACCAGAAUGUACACUGGCCACCGUGGAUCACAAUAUCCCAACAGAAUCUAGGGCUAAUUUCAACUCCCUGGACACAUUUAUCAAACAAGCCGAUUCUCGUCUGCAAGUCAAAACUUUAGAAGAAAAUGUUAAGAAAUUUGGUAUACCCUAUUUUGGUAUGACUUCUGCCAGACAAGGUAUUGUCCACACUAUUGGUCCUGAACAAGGUUUCACUUUACCAGGUACCACAGUGGUUUGUGGGGACUCCCAUACAUCUACUCACGGUGCAUUCGGUUCUCUUGCCUUUGGUAUCGGUACCUCUGAAGUCGAGCAUGUCUUGGCUACCCAAACUAUCAUUCAAACCAAAUCUAAAAACCUUUUAAUCAAAGUUAAUGGAACUUUAUCCAAAGGUGUCACUUCCAAAGAUUUAAUCCUUCAUAUUAUUGGUAAAAUUGGUACUGCUGGUGGUACCGGUUGCGUUAUUGAAUUUGCUGGUGAAGCUAUCGAAAAUCUUUCAAUGGAAGCUAGAAUGUCUAUGUGUAAUAUGUCUAUUGAAGCUGGUGCUAGAGCGGGUAUGAUCAAACCAGACCAGACUACUUUCGACUAUAUUAAAGGCAGACCAUUAGCUCCAACUGGGGAGGAGUGGGAAAAGGCUGUUAAGUAUUGGAAAACUUUACACAGUGACGAAGGCGCUAAGUUUGAUAAGGAAGUUAUUAUAGAUGCAAAAGAUGUGGUUCCAACUAUCACUUGGGGAACUUCUCCACAAGAUGCUUUGCCUGUUACCUCUGUUGUUCCUAAUCCAGAAGAUGCUCAAAAUCCAAUUAGAAAAUCUGGUAUGGAAAGGGCAUUGAAAUAUAUGGGUCUUGAACCAGGCACUCCAUUAGAAAGUGUUAAAAUUGAUAAAGUUUUCAUUGGUUCCUGUACUAAUGGUCGUAUAGAAGAUUUAAGAGCCGCUGCUGCUGUCUGUAAAGGUUAUAAAUUAGCUCCAAAUGUCAAAUUGGCUCUUGUGGUUCCGGGUUCUGGUCUUGUUAAGAGACAGGCUGAAAAGGAAGGUUUAGAUAAAAUUUUUAAAGAUGCUGGUUUCUCUUGGAGAGAGGCUGGUUGUUCAAUGUGUCUAGGUAUGAAUCCAGAUAUCUUACAACCGUAUGAAAGAUGUGCUUCUACCUCCAAUAGAAACUUUGAAGGUCGUCAAGGUGCUUUGUCUCGUACUCACUUAAUGUCUCCAGCUAUGGCUGCUGCUGCAGGUGUCCACGGUCAUUUCAUUGAUAUCAGAAACCAUGUUUAUAAAGAUGGGGAUUGUGCUAAGAUUGAUAUUGUUUCUGAAGAUGCUCCUUUAGAAGAGGUUGAAGGCUCUGUUCAAAACAACCCUAUUAUCAAACAUAGGGAAUUGAAUAAUACACACACAAAUGUUAAAGUUUUUUCUAAUAAUAAGGCCACUGGUGGUGCUGGUAUGGAACCAUUCGUCACCUUGGAAGGUAUUGCUGCUCCAUUAGAUAAGGCGAAUGUUGACACAGAUGCUAUUAUUCCAAAGCAAUUCUUGAAGACUAUCAAAAGAACAGGGUUGAAAUCUGGUCUUUUCUAUGAAUGGAGAUUCACUCAGGACGCUGAUGGUAAGGACGUUCCAACUGACUUCGUCUUGAAUGUGAAACCAUGGGAUAAAGCAGAGAUUCUUGUGGUCACUGGUGAUAAUUUUGGUUGUGGUUCUUCUAGGGAACAUGCACCAUGGGCUUUGAAAGAUUUUGGUAUUAAAUCUAUUAUCGCACCAUCUUUUGGUGAUAUUUUCUAUAACAAUUCUUUCAAGAACGGUAUACUACCAAUUAGACUGGAUCAAGAAACAAUCAUUGCUAAAUUGAUUCCAGUUGCUAAAGCUGGUGGUAAACUGGUUGUCGACUUACCAACUCAAAGAAUUUUAGACAGUGAAGGUAAUAUUCUUGUUGAACGCUUUGAUGUUGAACCAUUUAGAAAACACUGUUUAAUUAACGGUUUAGAUGAUAUUGGUAUCACUUUACAAAAAGAAGAGUUUAUUGCUAGAUAUGAAGCACUUAGAAGGGAUAUUUAUUCAUUUUAUGAGCCUGGUUCAUCUUUAUUGAAGUUUCAGGAUGUCAAGCCUGUUGAAAAACCUGUCACAACUGCGAAUACUAUCCACCAAGAAUGGUGA